AUGGCAGCUUCUAGCAUGUUUAAGCUAUCAUUUUUCUUGAGCCUUCUUUCCCAUCUGAACUUGGGUUUGUGGCCACAAACUCAUAGCAGCUUGGCCAUAUUUCCACCAUCAUGUAACAGCAUAGAGUGCCCAAGCUUUGACACAAUUGAGGUUGGCAAUGGCUAUGAAGUCCGUCGAUACAAUUCGAGUGAAUGGAUAUCCACUUCUCCUAUUCAAGAUAUCUCUCUUGUUGAAGCCACUAGAACUGGCUUCUUACAGCUGUUUGAGUACAUUCAAGGGAAGAACAAGUACGAAGAGAAAAUAGAGAUGACUGCCCCAGUGCUCAGUGAAGUUUCACCAAGCGAUGGACCCUUUUGUGAAUCUUCAUUUGUGGUGAGCUUCUAUGUGCCAAAGAAGAACCAAGAAAACCCACCACCAGCAGAAGGCCUCCAUGUCCAAAAAUGGAAAACCACAUAUGUUGCAGUGAGACAAUUCAGUGGGUUUGUAUCAGACGACAGCGUUGGAGAAGAAGCUGCUGCCUUGAAGGCCAGUCUUGCAGGUACUGUUUGGUCUGCCGCCAUCGAGAAAAGCCAUGAAGCUGAUCAUACUUCAGUUUAUACUGUUGCACAGUACAAUUCCCCAUUUGAAUUUGAUCAUAGGGUGAAUGAGAUCUGGUUGUCGUUCGAUUUGGAAGACGGCGUUGCAGUAUAA
Molecule: messenger RNA, 690 nt
Organism: Prunus armeniaca (apricot)
Lineage: Eukaryota; Viridiplantae; Streptophyta; Magnoliopsida; Rosales; Rosaceae
Source: the annotation of a GenBank genome assembly